Diachasma alloeum is the source of this 982-nucleotide messenger RNA. RefSeq lists its product as uncharacterized. The record is from RefSeq and is a predicted model, not a curated record. NCBI's taxonomy places the organism in Eukaryota, Metazoa, Arthropoda, Insecta, Hymenoptera, Braconidae. Gene Ontology annotation, cellular component: cytoplasm. Gene Ontology annotation, molecular function: ferrous iron binding; ferric iron binding. The transcript is spliced from 4 exons. Bases 116 to 793 code for a protein of 225 amino acids. Gene Ontology annotation, biological process: iron ion transport; intracellular iron ion homeostasis.
AUCAGCUGGAUAGAGGCGUAUUUUGUGGACAGGUCAAAUUCUUACUCAGUGCAGUAAAGCGUCGAAGCGAGAGUAUUCACGCUCUUACUACAGCGAAAUCAUUCUUUGAAUCAUCAUGUUGAAGUUUGGAGUAUUGCUCGGAGUCUUCCUGGUGUUUUCCCAGGCCUCCGCAGAAUUCUGUUACAAUGAUGUUGAAGGUGCUUGCAGUACGAAGCCCAGCACAACUGAUGGGCCACUUCUCAGCAACUGCAAUGCGAAAUACGGAUCCUUCGAGGCUCUUCAGCCUGACCUUCAGGCCUACGCCAAUGCUCACAUUGAGACGAGCUUUGAAUUCCUGUUGAUGUCCACUCAUUUCGGUAAUUUCGAGGCCAAUCGCGAAGGGUUCAAGGGACUCUACAGGAAAUUGUCUGAUGAAAAUUGGAACAGGGCCAUUGAUAUCAUCAAGUUCAUUAACAAGAGGGGAGGAAGGAUGAACUUCAAUCAGUUGCCUCGUUUCAAGAGAAACACUAAAGACCGUGUCCUUGAAUUGAACGAGCUCAACAGCCUGGCUAAAGCUCUGGACACUGAGAAACAGCUGGCAGAUGAGGCUCUCCGUAUCCACACACAGGCCCAACACCAUACCAAGCAGGACGCAUCAGUUGCCCACUACAUAGAGGAGAAAUUCAUCGAGGAUCAAGCUGAGACUGUGAGAAACCUCGCUGGUCACACCAACGACCUCAAGAACCUCCUUGGGGAUCGUGAUGCCUCAGUCUCUGUCUAUCUCUUCGAUGAAUACCUCAAGUCAAUCUUGUAAUCUUGUAAUUUUGUCAUUAAUCCUCAGCCAAACGAACAAUUCUGUUCAAUUUUCUUAUUUGAGAUUCUUCUUUAUCAAUCAAUUACGAUCAAACUUUGGUUAUUAUUAUUAUCAUUACGGAGUUACAUGUGUAGGAUAUUUGAUGCAAUUAUUGUUCGGUUCGAUAAAUAAAAAAAUGAGUAUCUUGUA